This is a messenger RNA of Nicotiana attenuata, 1974 nucleotides long. RefSeq lists its product as uncharacterized. Bases 1 to 1974 code for a protein of 657 amino acids. Gene Ontology annotation, molecular function: DNA binding; transposase activity; zinc ion binding. Gene Ontology annotation, biological process: DNA transposition. The record is from RefSeq and is a predicted model, not a curated record. The transcript is spliced from 2 exons. NCBI's taxonomy places the organism in Eukaryota, Viridiplantae, Streptophyta, Magnoliopsida, Solanales, Solanaceae.
AUGGUUAAUUUGGACUUGAUAUUUAACUAUGGUGGGGAAUGGACUAGAGAGCCACAAGUCAAAUACACAAAGAAGCUGUUACACACCUGGGAAGGUUAUGACUCUGACCAUCUAUCCUUUAUAGAUAUAGUUAAUGAGUUUUGCACUAAGUUAUGUUUUGGUGGGGUUCAACAAGUUAUUGUAUCUUCUCCUUCUGGUAGAUACUAUGAAGUUGAUGAGGAUAGUGGUAUUAGGAAACUGUUAGGAAUGAUUUGUAGUGAUUAUAAUGUUGUUGAUAUAUUUGCUGUAGAGGAUUGUGAGUUGGCAGUGAAUGUACCUGAUAUUUUACAUUAUGGUGAGGAUGAACCUAAUGAUGUUGCACUUGACCAUGAGGCUGCAACUGAUUGUAGCUCAACAGAUGGUGAGUUUGAUAAUGAAUCUGACUCUGAUUCUUCACAUUAUGAUUCUGAAGAAUUAGAAUUUGUUUCAACUCAGAGGAGUAUGAGUAUAACUGAGCAGUUGCUGGAUUACAAAGAACUGGAUAAAAAUAUGAGCUUUAAGGAUAUUCCUGAAGCUAGGAAGUGUCUGAAACUGUAUGCUAUGGCAAAUAAGAAAGAGAUAGUGCUUAAGAAAAGUGAUACAAGAAGGCUUAGGUAUGAGUGUCAAGUAGGUUGUCCAUUUGUUUGCCUAAUUUCUAAGGAUGGGGACUGUCCAGGGGUUAGAGUGAAGACACUAAAUCCAAAUCAUAAUUAUUUCAUUGCUUAUAAUAAUAACACCGUUGACUACUUCACUAUUGCACAUUAUUUUAGGAGGAAGUUGCAAGACAAUCCAAAAUAUAAAGUGAAAGAGAUGAGGGCUGAUUUGAGAGCUGCAUUUGAGCUUAAUGCAAGCCAUGGUAAAUGCAAGAGAGCAAAAACACUUAUUUUGAAUAAGCUACAGGGAAGCUUUAAAGAUGAGUACAACAAGCUAGAGGGUUAUGUUAAUGAAUUGAAGAUUAGUAACCCAGGAAGUGAUAUAAUAAUUAAUUUGUCAAAAGAGGCUCUUCUUGAAGGCAAGAGGAGGUUCUUAAGAAUGUAUAUUUGCUUUCAUGCUAUGAAAAUGGGUUUUAAGGAAGGUAUGAGGCCUUUCAUUGGACUGGAUGGGACAUUUCUGAAGGGAAAAGCUAAGGGUCAGCUUUUGGUUGCUGUUGGUCUUGACUCAAUGAAUCAUUUCUACCCUAUAGCUUGGGCUAUAGUGGACAAAGAAACAAAGAGAACUUGGUACUGGUUUUUGGAAAUGCUAAAGAUGUCACUGGAGCUCAACAUGGGAGAAGGAUACACUUUUAUUUCGGACAUGCAAAAGGGGUUGGUUGAGGCAAUGAAAACUGUUUUACCUGAUGCUAAUCAUAGGUAUUGUGUCAGACACAUUGAGGCUAAUUGGUGUAAAAGAUGGAGAUCUGGAGAAAUGAAAAAGCUGCUGUGGUGGAGUGCAUGGUGCACAUAUGAGGAGGAUUUUGAUGAUCAAUUGAAGAAGAUAGGGCAUAUGGAUGAAAAUGCAGUGAAGGAUUUGCUUCAUUACCCUCCCCAGUCAUGGUGUAGAGCAUUUUUUGACACUGUAUGCAAGAAUAUGGUUGUGGAUAACAACUUUACAGAAUCAUUCAAUGCAUGGAUCCUGGAUGUAAGGUACAAACCUAUAAUUAAGAUGUUAGAGGAUAUUAGGGUGAAGGUGAUGGAAAUGUUGAGAGAACAUGAGGACAAAGUGAAGUCAUGGACUACUGACUUUAGUCCUUAUGCCAUGAAGCUUUAUGAAGGUUAUUUGAGGAUUGCACAUAAAUGCAAGGUUCACUUUAAUGGUGACCGGGGCUAUGAAAUAUCUGAAGGGCCUGAUAGACAUACAGUAAACAUAGUCUUGAAGGAGUGCAGCUGUAGGGCUUGGCAACUAUCUAGAAUACCAUGUCCUCAUGCCAUUAGGGCAUUUGUGUACAAAGGUCUUGACCCUUUGGAGGGAAUACAUUAG